CCGGUGUUCACGUCGCCCACCGUGGCCUGCUUGUAGUGGCUGUAGACCGCCAGCAUCUCCUGGUCCGUGGGCUGCGACUUCAGCUGCUUCACCUCCUCGGCAGCCUUCUGGAACGCGGCCUGGGGGGAAGGCGGCAGGGGUGUUCCUCCAUGCUGCUGAGCAGCGAGUGAGUGAGUGCUGUGCCCUGCACUGUGCCCCCAAGUCAGCAGCCCACGUGGACUAGCACCAAGAAAACAUCCAUCUCUGCUGUUUAGUGUAAAUCCAGUUAUUUUCAGGGGCAAAGUGGGCCAGGAUUCGUUCCCAUGUCAGCAGAGAGCUCGACCGUCACGGUUCGCCUGGUGCGCUCCUUCGAGCACCGCAAUUUCCGGCCCGUGGUGUACCACGGCGUGCCCCUGGAGCAGACCGUGCGCGACUUCAUGGCCUUCGUGCGCCGGGAUGUUUCUUCAAGAUCAGGACUUCCUCCUCCUUUUAAAAAUUACAAGUAUGAUACAAUGAAGAUUAUUCACCAAGCACACAAAUCUAAGACUGGUGAGCUUGUAGUGAGUUUAGAAGAUGAUGACAAACUGAUUUUGAAGGAAGACAGCACGCUGAAAGCAGCUGGAGUAGCAAAUGAGACGGAAUUAGCAUUCUUCUGUGAGGAAGAUUACAGAAACUACAGAGCUAAUCCUGUUUCGGCCUGGUGAAGAUCCCAAGAGAUUGUUUUGUUUUCCCAUACCUGUUGUAAAUUUUCCUUAUUCUGCUUAAUGAGAUUUUUCUUAAAGAUCAAUAAAUCCUAGAGGAUUUCUUUGCAAA
Passer domesticus (house sparrow) is the source of this 792-nucleotide messenger RNA. RefSeq names its product chromosome 10 C2orf76 homolog (gene C10H2orf76). Bases 303 to 683 code for a protein of 126 amino acids. The record is from RefSeq and is a predicted model, not a curated record. NCBI's taxonomy places the organism in Eukaryota, Metazoa, Chordata, Aves, Passeriformes, Passeridae. The transcript is spliced from 7 exons.